CGCCGACUGAAGCUAAGCCGGAGCGCAGGAAAGGAGAAGAACCGAGUCGGCAAUGGCGAAGGAGGGAACCACUGCGGUGAGCUUGUCAUCAUCUCUCUACCGAAAGCAAACCUCUCCCUUCACCUCUUCCUUCCGGUUCCUCGACCUCACCGACCCUCCAAACUCCUCUCCAUGCACCGUAAACCACUAUGAGCUCGACGAGGGGGAUGUGGUAUGGUCUCCGGACAGCUGCGCGGAUCUCUCUUCAGCUGUAAUUGAAUCGCCGACCUCCACCAUUCCCUGCCGCCCCAUCAGCGAUUUCUCACUCAUCUCCCCCUCCGAUCACCAGAUCCGCCCUUUUUCGUCGGAGAAAUUAGGGCUUGCAGUUGCCCUCACAGAGGAUAUCAGACCGACGAUGCAUUACCGCCGAUCGAAGGUUAACGUGCCUAGACGAAGGCCGGUGCCGGCCGAGUUCAGCGAGGGUUUUCAUCAAUCGGCGCCGAUGAAUGUUCCGAUAUGGCCAAGAGGACGGCGCACGCCUUCCGGGUCGUUGAUGCAAGUGGAUGAUGGCGGGGAAGAGGAGGCGGAGGACGAGAUGCUGCCUCCGCACGUGAUCGUCGCGAGAUCGCACGUGACAACCUUCUCUGUAUUUGAGGGAGUGGGGAGAACCCUGAAGGGUAGGGAUCUUUGUCGGCUGCGGAACACCGUGUUUCAGAAAACGGGAUUCAUUGAUUAAUUCCAAUGAAUUUCUCUUCAUGUCUCGCCUGAAAGAGCACCGGUUUGUAGCAGGCAACGGUUGGGUGACAUAUUCAAUACAACUCAGAGGAAGGG
Phalaenopsis equestris is the source of this 810-nucleotide messenger RNA. RefSeq lists its product as uncharacterized. Bases 53 to 715 code for a protein of 220 amino acids. The transcript is spliced from 2 exons. The record is from RefSeq and is a predicted model, not a curated record. Lineage: Eukaryota; Viridiplantae; Streptophyta; Magnoliopsida; Asparagales; Orchidaceae.